This is a messenger RNA of Manis pentadactyla (Chinese pangolin), 962 nucleotides long. RefSeq names its product olfactory receptor 9A4. Gene Ontology annotation, cellular component: membrane. Lineage: Eukaryota; Metazoa; Chordata; Mammalia; Pholidota; Manidae. The transcript has a single exon. Gene Ontology annotation, biological process: G protein-coupled receptor signaling pathway. The record is from RefSeq and is a predicted model, not a curated record. The coding region runs from base 18 to 962 and encodes 314 amino acids. Gene Ontology annotation, molecular function: olfactory receptor activity; G protein-coupled receptor activity.
CAAGAGCUCAGAAGUAAAUGUUGGGGAAUUACUCUAGCGCCACUGAAUUUUAUCUCCUUGGAUUCCCUGGCUCCAAAGAACUACACCGUAUUCUCUUUGCCACCUUCUUCUUCUUCUACUUAGUGACAUUAGUGGGAAAUAUGGUCAUCAUCAUGAUUGUCUGUGUUGAUAAACGCCUGCAGUCCCCCAUGUAUUUCUUCCUCAGUCAUCUCUCUGCCUUGGAGAUCCUGGUCACAACCAUCAUCGUCCCGGGGAUGCUCUGGGGGCUGCUGCUCCCUGGGAUGCAGACAAUACCUCUGACUGCGUGUGUCGCCCAGCUCUUCCUGUACCUUGCUGUGGGGACCACAGAGUUUGCAUUACUGGGAGCGAUGGCCGUGGACCGUUACGUGGCUGUCUGUCACCCCUUGAGAUACAACAUCAUCAUGAGCAGCCGCACGUGCAACUUUGUGGUAAUCAUGUCAUGGGUGUUUGGGUUCCUUUUUCAGAUUUGGCCAGUUUAUGCCACGUUUCAGCUUUCCUACUGCAAAUCAAAUGUGGUGAACAAUUUUUUUUGUGACCGAGGGCAAUUGCUCAAACUAUCUUGCAAUAAUACUCUCUUCAUAGAGUUUAUCCUCUUCUUAAUGGCUGUUUUUGUUCUUUUUGGUUCUUUGAUCCCUACAAUUGUCUCCUACACCUACAUCAUCUCCACCAUCCUUAGGAUCCCCUCUGCCUCUGGCCGGAGGAAGGCCUUCUCUACGUGUGCCUCCCACUUCACUUGUGUCAUCAUCGGCUACGGCAGCUGCCUGUUCCUCUACGUGAAACCCAAGCAGACGCAGGCAGCUGAUUACAACAGGGUAGUUUCCCUGAUGGUUUCAGUAGUUACUCCUUUCCUCAACCCCUUCAUCUUCACUCUCCGAAAUGACAAAGUCAUAGAGGCCCUUCAGGAUGGAGUGAAACGAUGCUGUCAACUAUUCAGGAACUAG